AUGGCGGGCAACGUCGCCCUGACCAGUGAAGAUCUUGCCUAUGACCUCGAUUCCAGGAGCGCCUCGUUCUUCCGAAAUCAUGCCUGGUCUAUACCAAUGGACCAAGUAGCUGCCCCUCGGCCAGAUCCAAGGAGGAACAUUUCUCCCAUCCAGACCAACAGCCAUGGUCUGCGACAGACCACAAUGGCAGAACAUCCCAUGAUGGAUACUUGGAGGUUCCAACAACAACACCAGCAGCACCAUCAACAACCGCAGUCACAGCAGACUGCUAUGGACUAUGCCAAUCCUCAGCAGCCGUACGAUUUGCAUUACGAUGCCCAGUUUCACGGCAUGUCUUUACACCAUUCUCAGAUGACCAUGUUGCCGGUGUCGCAGGCUCCGCUCGCUCGCUUAUCGCUCGAAGCCACCUAUCUUCCCCUCGGGUCCGGCAUCGAGGGCAUGCCUCAGAAUUGGGCCGAACUUCAGAGCGAAUUGAUCAACUAUACGACGACAGAUGUUGGACUUGCCGUCUCACCGUAUCAUCAAAUGACCAACUCUCCCACGGGCUCCCAUCUCGAAGUCCUUUCGCAGCCCAGUUCCUGUGACGAACACGGGUGGACCAUGGUUGAGCCCAGAACGUCCUUUGAGUCCUACGAGCGACAAUUCUUCGUUGAUCCUAACCAGACUGUGCACAAUAGAACCUUGUCCGAAUCGUCAUACUCAGACCUAGAACAGCAUAGCCAUGGCGCACUGAUGUCCAGUCUCGACUUAGGUGCCUCCCAGGCUGUGUAUUCACCAACCACCCUGUCAGAUAGCGACUUUGAAUACCCCGGACAUACUCACCGCCUGUCAAUAGACCACAGCUCGGGCUCCAUGAGCGUCAACCCUUCAGCCCUCGUGCGCCCCAUUCCAAUCCCCUCGGCCAAGUCGUCCGCACCGUCGAUACGAUCCCCCGGAUCCCAAGGCUCAGCCGGCUCUCCUGGCCGCAAACCUUCCCGAAAGAGCCCCAUGGCCGCCAAGUCAACAGAUAAGGUUAUGAAAAAGUCAUCACCUAGUGGCAAGGCAGAAGGGGAGAAACGAGUUGGCCGAAGAAAAGGACCGCUCCGGCCGGAGCAACGGAAACAAGCCAGUGAAAUCCGGAAGUUGAGAGCCUGCCUGCGAUGUAAAUUCUUGAAGAAGACCUGCGACAAAGGAGAACCUUGUGCUGGAUGUCAACCGUCGCACGCUCGCCUGUGGCAAGUCCCUUGCACUCGCAUCGACAUCAAGGAGAUUGGCUACUUUUUGAAGGACUGGAAGUUCGACUAUGAGAGACACAUUUCGCUCGGCUUCUCUGUGGGUAAUAUCAAGGGGUUUUCGGAUACUGAGAAGACGCUAUUCAUCACCCACGGUUAUGGUCAUAUGCUCCCCGUCACCGCUCGAGAAGUGUAUGUCAGGGAUGAGACGUGUUUGAAGAUGGAUUGGAUCGAGGCCAACUCAUUCGCGCCCGAUGGCUACGAAGUAUCGACGGCCAAGCUCUCAGCUGGCAUGGAAGGCAUCUCGACAACCAUGCUAAGUGAUUACCUUGACCGACAUAUUGACGGCACUGGCACAUUUGAGAAAUUUGUGGACGAUUACUUUGAGGGAACACCUUUCCUCUCACAAAUGCUCAAGACGGCUUACCGGUUCUACUUCAAAACCGGAUCGAAGAUCAUCAAGAAGGCUUUGAAGUUGAUGCUAGCCUAUAAUUUAACGCUGCACAUCACCAUGGUCGAAGGAGUGCCAAGCGAAGAGUCUUUCGUUGGUAAAAUUGAAGAGCAGACAUCCAAAUUCUUCGGCAAGACGAUGGCUCCCGUCAUGAUCAACUUCCAAAUCAAGUGUGCCAUGGCUGAUAUGUGGCGCGAGCUGCACAAGGAUGUACUCGAAGAACUGUCCAGCCUAUAUUCGAGCGUGUACAGUGGAGAUAAGCUCAAGAACUGGCCCACUAUCUUCAUCCUUGCAUCAGUCUUGCUGGCAGUGUGGGAAUGCAUGCAAUUUGAUUGCCACUACCGUGUCCCCGAUUCUGCGGCCGUAGAGAAGUUCUGCAACGACAUGGAAACCACGCCCGUCGGUGUCGUGGUCGGCCUCUUCCAGGCCAUCUCUCAAAAACUCCCAUCCUUCCUUGAAUGGGAUACUUCCAAGCACCAUGCGCUCCUGGCAUCCAACAUGGAUGUAUGCAACACGAUGAGCGAAGUCCGAGAACAUGUGACGAGAUAUGGUGAGGAGAUUUCCAUGCCCCUCUUUUGA
Messenger RNA from Fonsecaea monophora, 2241 nucleotides. RefSeq lists its product as hypothetical. Lineage: Eukaryota; Fungi; Ascomycota; Eurotiomycetes; Chaetothyriales; Herpotrichiellaceae. Gene Ontology annotation, molecular function: zinc ion binding; DNA-binding transcription factor activity, RNA polymerase II-specific. The record is from RefSeq and is a predicted model, not a curated record. The transcript has a single exon. Bases 1 to 2241 code for a protein of 746 amino acids. Gene Ontology annotation, biological process: regulation of DNA-templated transcription.